Apus apus (common swift) is the source of this 5059-nucleotide messenger RNA. RefSeq names its product monoglyceride lipase (gene MGLL). Lineage: Eukaryota; Metazoa; Chordata; Aves; Apodiformes; Apodidae. Gene Ontology annotation, cellular component: membrane. The transcript has 8 exons. The record is from RefSeq and is a predicted model, not a curated record. The coding region runs from base 490 to 1425 and encodes 311 amino acids. Gene Ontology annotation, molecular function: lipase activity.
AACCUGCAGCGGCAGGAACUUUCUGAGCCGCUCCAUCUGCAUAUGUUCAAGGUGCCUUUGAUGUGCGUGCAGCAGCUUCUGGAAAGCGGACUGCAGCUUCCCCCCUCGGCAGCCCUCCCUCUCCCCCACCCUUCCCCACCUCCCCUCCCACCACCGCCACUUCAGCCCACACACGCAAUUUGUUGGAGAAGCGAGGGGAAAAAAAAAAAAAAAAAAAAGAAAGAAAGAAAAAAAAAAAAAGUGAUGAAAUGAACAAGAAGUGGUGAAUUACCCAAGCGACUUUCCCCUUAAGAGCCAACGAGCUGGGAAGAGGAGCAGCAGCCGGUCCCCGGGCACCGGGGGGACCCGCCGGGCACCCGCCGGGGACCGCGGGGGCUGCCUGGUUGGCGGAGCGUGAAUGCGGCUCCGCAGCGAGAUGCAAAAAGCUUUAUCCGCUUGCAUUUGACUCGCGAUGCCGGCUCCUCACUAGAAUGCAAACCCUCGCACAGGAUGAAAACAGGUCAUUCUUCCAGAAUGCCAGAGGAAAGUUCACCAAAGCGGAGUCCUCAAAACAUCCCGUACAAGGACCUGCCCCAUAUCAUCAAUGCUGAUGGCCAGUAUCUCUUCUGCAAGUAUUGGAAGCCAACAGCAACUCCCAGGGCCCUGGUGUUUAUCGCUCAUGGCGCUGGGGAGCACUGCGGCCGCUAUGAGGACCUGGCCCAGAGGCUGACAGAACUUAACUUGUUUGUUUUUGCCCAUGACCAUGUUGGUCAUGGGCAGAGCGAGGGGGAUCGUAUGGUUGUCUCAGAUUUCCAUGUCUUCAUCAGGGACAGCUUGCAGCACAUUGAUCUCAUGAAGAAAGAGCACCCUGAGCUGCCCGUUCUCAUUCUGGGGCACUCCAUGGGGGGAGCCAUCUCCAUUCUGACAGUUAGUGAGAGACCCAGCGAGUUUUCAGGCAUGCUGUUAAUCUCUCCUUUAGUCGUAGCCAGCCCAGAAGUCGCCACUCCCAUCAAGGUUUUUGCAGCAAAAGUGCUCAACUUUGUUCUCCCAAACCUGUCAUUAGGAUCCAUAGAUCCAAGUGCAAUUUCCCGGAACAAGAAGGAGAUAGAAUCUUAUACAUCUGAUCCCUUGGUCUACCAUGGUGGCAUGAAGGUCUCCUUUGUCAUCCAGCUGAUGAAUGCCAUUGCCAGAAUUGAACGAGCUCUGCCCAAGUUGACUUUGCCCAUCCUGGUGCUACAUGGCUCUUCCGACAAGCUCUGCGAUAUCAGAGGGUCCUAUUUACUGAUGGACACAGUGCAGAGUCAGGACAAAACGCUCAAGGUGUAUGAGGAAGCUUAUCAUGCCCUCCACAAAGAGCUGCCUGAGGUCACUACCUCUGUCUUCACAGAAAUACUAACAUGGAUUGGCCAGAAGGUCUCAGCAGCUGGAGAAACCAGCCAUACUUAAGAGCAAUUGGUUUUGCAGCUCUUUCUGGGGUUUUCUGAGAAUCAAUGCUUUUCUUAAUAGAAGUCUCUCUGGAAAAUUUAACAUAGAGGGACUCUUGGGAUGUUUUAUCAUGCACAGUGUAAGGGAGGGUGGGGGGAGAAGCACAGGAUGGGGGGCGUAUUUGGUGAUGUAAAUGGCUGCUGCCCUAAUCUGGGGAAGAACUGAUAGCUGUGGGAGCAGCCAUCAAAGGUCUCCAGGUGGGGCAAUUUUACUGAAAUGCCCCUCACCUACCAAACUUCCCCCAUCACUUUCCCUUCUCUGAUUUGGCUGUGGUGACAGGGGUGUCUUUCUACUGCAAUAACUCUUGGUAUGUUAAAGAAGGCAGUAUCUUCCACUUCAUGGUUUUGAUUCCAGGUGCACAGUCCCUUCCCUGACCCCACCAUCCAGUACCUUAAAAGCCCUGGUCCUUGAGCAGUAUGAAGGUGCUGGAUAACAAGGAGGGGCUAAAAAUAGAGCUUAAAGCUCCCUGAAGGUGAAAGGCUGGUUUUCAAGGUCAGACCCCUUUGGAUACUGCCUUUACAAGCAGGGCAGGAGGGAGCAUAUAAAGAACCUCCCCCACCACCCUGCACAUCCUCUGUGAGUUUGCACUUGGGGAAAGUGUGUUGAACAGCUCUUUAAUUUUCAUCAUCAGAGCAGGAUCUCAUAGGGGAGAGGGGGAAUGUGCAAUCAAACCCACUUAGCACAUUGAAAACCCAUGCUUUUCCCAGUGCCAAACCCCAUCUCCUUUGCAAAAUGAACUAUUCUGUAAAUAUAUUAUUCCCUUCCCUUUUUUUUUUUUUCCCUUUUUUUUUUUCCUUUUGGAAUUAAUCACUUAUGCUACUGAAACUGAAAAAGCAAAGUCAAAGUUCUAAGAUAAUAUAGUAAUAUAUGAUGUAUAUAGAGGUGGCUGAGAGCUGGGGAAGGGAUGGGAGGAGAGUCUAAAGAAGGGGUUAAUUGUUCCUUCUCUUGGCAAGGAAUAAUGUUGUCCUACAAGGAUCCAGUCCUCUCACCAUAAAUUUACAGUCAUAAUCUGUUGUUUUCCUUCAUCAGUUGGAAAAUGUCCGGAAAAUAAUGCUAGAGAGAAGCACAGAGCAUCUGGUGGGUGGGGAUUAGCAGUGGGUGUCCUCAUGGUCCACUGGUUUAGCAGAAGACCCACUGUGUGAACAGAGGUCUUAACCAAGCUCACCCCAAUCUCUUCCUAAUCAGCACAAGCACUUCUGGGGCAGAUCACAGAGCACAGGGGCCAAGUUGACCCCUCUAAGCAGCAUGGAAAACUGAAGGCAGACUAUAUGGUGCCAUCAUCCAUCCAACAUCUACCUUGCUGCACUGGGUGCACCCAGGGGCUCUGGUGUACAAGCUGCCUUGGAGGAGCUUGUGAACUGGUCCAAUGGUGCAGACAAGCCAAACCCUAAAGCUGCCUGGGUCUCUGGUAGCAGCAUAGCUAAAGGAAAGGCUUAAGACCAGUUAUGGAGAAAAGGCAUUGUAUCCAUAGAGCAAAAGCUGCAUAGGCACCAUAGCAUGGCUGUGCAGCUCAGUUUGUUCAGGGUGAUGGCCCUAGUUUUGAGUACACUUCUUGGCACUAGCCAAAGGGAAGGGGGUUAACCUGUGCCUCUCCCUCCAAUUUUGCAAGAAGAAAACACCUGUGAAUAUUGCACUAUGAGAGAGUGGGACAUCUCCCCCAGUGAGAAGCCAGCCCAGCAGCAGUGCCAGCAUCGUUGUAUCUCAUGCCACUGCCCCCAGGGCUGGAUCCUACCUGUGGCAGUGAUGGGGCUCACCCACCUCUCCUCCCCUCUUGCCCCAGGUCUAGCAAGAUUCAGGAAAGGGACCUUUGUGCAAUAACAGAAUCAGGGCUCAGGCCCAUUUGAUCCCAGCAGUGUGGAUGGAUGAAGGAUGUGUGGAGGCAGGUUAUGUCCUUGUAGGGGCCCUAGAGGGGCCCAAGUCAGGAAAGCUUUUAUGCAGGUUGAUCCAGGCACUUUUGUAUUUGUAUUUUCAUGCCUCUAAAGAGAGGAAUGAGCUGUUGUUUUUUCAGCAACACCAGCUUUUGAUUCACUAUUCCAGUGCAAUCAGCUUUUCCCACAAACUCCUGCUGAGCUGCUGGUGACACUUGCUUUAGGAAGGGAGCAAGGCACAAUUGCCUGCUCUGUACCUUCCAGCAGCCUGGCUUGUUGCAGCUUCUUUUCCCCAAGCAAGAUCUCUCCUUGCCAGAUGCUGCUGGGGAAAGACAACAAGAUGACAAACACUACAGCAGUGAUAAACCUCACCUGCCUCUUCAGCUGGAAGGGGAAUCAAGUAGGCGUGAUCCAGUGUGACAGGCAUUGUGGGGGUAGUAGCAAGAUGAUGAUUUAAGGAUGGGAUUUUUGAAAGCAUUUUUCCCAAGCAAGUCAAGAAGAGCAAAUCAAUGCCCACAUUCUUUACAUCCCUUCUCAAAUUGACAAGCACUUUGUGGGGGGAGGGAAGUGACCCUUCAGGAGGAAGGUCAGAGCCCGUCUGCUCCCUCCAACCUGGCUUCAGGCAGAGGAAGGUCCGUGGUCAGUGCCUUUGAUAAAAUGUGUCCUUUCACUCAAGAAACAUCUGCAGCUCAGCAGAAAGACAAGGAAACCAGUUACGUUGAUGUGGGGAGGGCUUGUCCCUCUGGCUAGCUAAGCUCAGUAAUGGCAUGUGGCCUGGGGAAGCCAUGUUUGAAAUCCGGUUACCAAACAAAAAGUUGAGAGAACAACAAUAAAAAUGUCAAAUAAGCCCCAAGCUCCUGGCACAACAGGGGCUACUGCCACCCUGGGCCAGUUUUCUGAAGAAUUAUCUUCUGAGGAAAUAAACACAAGGAAACCUACCCGAAGAAGCCCCAAGGAAGGCUGGGCAGCCUGCCCUGGGCACACACCUCCCGGCAGACUGCUGAGCCCAAGGGAGCAGCUCCUGUGUGCAGGUGGGGAGAUGAGCACAGAGGGAAGGAGCAAAUCACCCUGGGUCUGCUGAGAUGCUGUUUGCACCAGCUGCAGCUCGGCCCUCACUGCUGGUGCUGAUCACUCACCCUGCCUGUAAGCUACUUUAUAUUGACCCAGUUAGGUUUCACCGUGUCCCAGAGGAAUCCUUCCUUCACUGACCAGAUUAGCAAUGAGCAGAGCUGCUGCCAAGGAAAAUGUAAUUAAAGCCUAUUUUCAAAUGGCAGGUACAAUUUGCAGGGAGCACAGCCAGCCUUAGGGGUGUUGCUGCGCGGAGCCGCACCGGAGACCGCUCUGCCCUUAGAAUGGGUGGCACUCGUGACUGAGCAAUAGCAACGUGUAACCACUGUACAGAUCACCUCCUGUAGCACUGAGAGACCAUCCCCCACUGCCUAAACCCAUCACAUUUUCUAUUUAGCCUGUUCUUUUUAUACCACUCACCUUAGGACACUGCCAGCACAAACCCAUGGAGAUCACACUUUUCCAAGUAAUUUCCUGAGCUUGUCUCUCUUGUUCCAUUGUGUUCCAGUUCAAUAAAAUACAUUUAUAUAUAUAUAUACAUAUAUAAAAACAUAUAUGCAUACACAUGUAUUUUCAGUGGGAAGAAUCAUAUACAAGUUUAGGAUUCUUAAAGGAAUACAAUGUAUAUUGCAACUAAUAAUAAAGUUAUGUUUUCUGAA